Messenger RNA from Conger conger (European conger), 1819 nucleotides. RefSeq names its product zinc finger and SCAN domain-containing protein 21-like. Lineage: Eukaryota; Metazoa; Chordata; Actinopteri; Anguilliformes; Congridae. The transcript has 4 exons. The coding region runs from base 265 to 1638 and encodes 457 amino acids. The record is from RefSeq and is a predicted model, not a curated record. Gene Ontology annotation, molecular function: DNA-binding transcription factor activity, RNA polymerase II-specific; RNA polymerase II cis-regulatory region sequence-specific DNA binding. Gene Ontology annotation, biological process: regulation of transcription by RNA polymerase II.
CGUCACUGUAAAAUACCAUCGAAGAAGUCGCCAGGAGGUGUGGCACUAGAGCGGAAGUAAACAGACAGCUAAAUGGUGUAAUGGACGAACAGAGCUCCUUGAGCGAGCCGGCAAGCAGCCCGUUGUAAUAAAUUGAACUGUAAAUAAAUACAUCGUCCUUUUUCAAACGUUGCAAAAUCUACAGAGACUCGCCGUAUCCAGACCUGCUUGAAAGUAAAUGAUUAUAAGUAGGUUACACAUCCCUAACUAGGUAGCUAACAUACAAUGGCUAAUGCCGUUAACCAGAAGUUUCAUUCACAGCUUAGUUGCGUUGUCGACAAAUUGGCAAUCACGGCUGUGAAAGAAAUCUCAAAACUUGUAGAUGAUGGAUUUGCGAUACUGCAUGUGGAAAUUUCACGAAGUCACAAAGAAAACGAAGCACUAAAAUGCAAAAUACAGACGAUGGAGCUUCAGAUGGCGCGAGGAUGUGUGGAGAAGACGGGAAUGCUCACCAAGUGUCGUUGUGAAGAGACCCCAAUUACAACCACAAAUGGCGUCUUUGCAGAACAUAUGGACGUGCCAAAGAUGGACGCAGAACACCCGUCUCGGCACGAUAGCACUCCCACACCAUCUACUGACAUGAGGACAGAGUGUGCAGACACGGAGGAGGGAACGACUGAAUGGGUUCUUAUAAAGGAGGAGAGUGUGGUUGAGGACAGAGACCCACAGGGAGAGAUGAACUCCAGGGAGGAGAAAUCUGUGGAGUGGAGGGCAGGCAGCCAGGAAACGCAGAAUAAAGCAGCGAAUCACACAGGGCUCACUGAGCAGCACAGGACCAGACGCGGUGUUUGGGAGGUCAGUGGACUGGGAUCUGCACUUAAAACAGAGACAGAGACAGAGACAGAGAGUGCCAAGACCCUUCAGCACACAGGAUGUGAGCAGAGCACAGGAAGACUCCACAGUUCAUGUCCUGAGUACUUAACGUGUGAGAGAACUCGUCAACUGAGGACUUUCUGUACACAGGGGGCUGGUGAAACAGAGGCUGAUGUUCCCUCCUGCUCUUAUGCUACAGAAAGCAGCUCUGAGAGCCUGUCCAUUCACUCAGGGCUGCAGUCACUUCCUCCCCCAGGGAAAGGUGCUGGCAGUAAUCUGUCAUUUGGGCCUCUUGAUGGGAAACCAGAGGCUGUAAUGAUAGAUUCACCGUCUGAAGAAGAGGCUGAGAUGCACUCUGCAUGGAAUGAAGAGACCAUUUCAGAAAAUACUCCAGCACAACAGAAACAUUACAGGCAGGAGAGACCAUUUAGCUGCCAACAGUGUGGAAAGAGCUUUGUUCAUUUAUCUAAUUUAACAAUUCACAGGAGAGUCCACACAGGAGAGAAACCGUACAGGUGCACACUGUGUCAACAGCAAUUUUCACGUUCAGGUAGUCUAAAUAGACAUUACAGAGUUCACACAGGAGAACGGCCAUUUAGAUGCACAUAUUGUGGUAAGUGUUUUUCCGAGUCAGGUAAUCUAACAAAACAUCAAAGGCUUCACAGUGGAGAGAGACCAUUUAGAUGCACAUAUUGUGGUAAGUGUUUUUCUGAGUCGGGUAAUCUUAGAAAACAUCACAGGGUUCACAGUGGAGAGAGAGACCAUUCAGACGUAAAUCUCAUCUGAAGUCCUCUUCAAUACAAACAUUUUAAAAGCACCAGCAGAGAGACCAUAUGCUUCUGCUUCGUGCAAGAGAAGUUUCUUUAGCAAGGAUAAAUCAGAUGAGGGAGUAAUCUGCAGUGUGUUUAUGGGACACAAAUGACGCACCAAUCAUGGAAUCGGCUAUAUAUAUAUAUAUAUAUAUAUA